AAUUAAGUUGCCUUAUUGCAGUUGAGUGUGUUAAAUUUUUAUAAUUCGUAACAAAUCUAGAGCAAUAUAAAAUGUGAUCGCUCCAGUCGGACAUUCAUUGUCAAAAUCAUGAGCCCGAUGACAAUGUUUGUUCAAAUUUUUGUAUUGGCCUGCGCUUGCGCUACAGGCUUGGCUCAAGCACCAUAUCUGGCAUAUGACGAGGUUAUUGGUGAAACUUGGGCAACACUGAUAGAAAAUGUCCUAUCAAUGGAUGGAAACAUACCUCAACUGAACGACCCCAGACGCCAUUAUGCACAGAUAAUAAAUGUAAUUAACAAAGCAGGAUCUGAGAGAAGUGGUUGUCUUCUUAUUGAUUACGAUUCACACUAUCCUAAAAUCGUCAACGGUUCAUUAGCACAGGGCCUUGCCAAUACACAAGAAGUUGUUACUGAAAUCAAAGGGCUAAUCGCAGAUCUACAGAAUAUAACAAAAGAGGUAGCUGAGAUCGUUAGAGACGGUGUAAAAACCGGCGGGGAACAUGCUGAUCAAUUAAUAUCCGAAGGAAUUAUUUUAAAGGGCAAUCUUACUGAUCAAAAUAACAUGUACGUGGCUCUCGGAGAAGCUGCAAUAGCAUUGUAUAAAAUAAACCCCUUUUUACUGAAAGCGUCAAAGGACUACACCACAACUACAUUCGCAGUUCAGGAUAAAGAAUACAUACUUAAAGAUGCUAUUGAUAAGACUGCUACCGUUUACCGAAACUAUAAUUACUAUAAGAGGCAACACUCUUGCUAGAACUUGCCUAAAAUAAUAUUCUUCUGCUUAUUUGGCUACAUUGUUUGAGAUAUAUCCGAAUUUUGUCAUUCUUAAAAUCAUUUUUUUUUGUUUUCUCCUUUAAAUAAAUAUUUGGCCCUAAA
Helicoverpa armigera (cotton bollworm) is the source of this 893-nucleotide messenger RNA. RefSeq lists its product as uncharacterized. The record is from RefSeq and is a predicted model, not a curated record. The transcript is spliced from 5 exons. Bases 109 to 771 code for a protein of 220 amino acids. NCBI's taxonomy places the organism in Eukaryota, Metazoa, Arthropoda, Insecta, Lepidoptera, Noctuidae.